CUCUCUCUCUCUCUCUCUCAGUGCGCUCUGUCAGCAGUGCACUUCACUUCCCCUCGCCUCUCUCUCACUCCCUCCUUCUCUCUCUCCUCCUCCUCUCUCUCUCUCUCUCUCUCUUUAUCUCUCUCCACUCGGCUUGUGUACUAGUUGUUUUCUUUCCCUUCGCUUCUCACUCCACUCGCUCCCACACACUCCACUCAGCUCCUCGGUGUGUGGAGCUUUGUGUGUGUGUGUGUGUGUGUGUGUGUGUGUGUGUGUGUGCGUGCAGUCGGCGUCUCUCCUUCCCUCCUUCUCUGUGUCACAUUCCUGCAGCCCCGGUGGCUUGACCCCACCGGCCGCACACGGGGCCAGCUGAGCCCGAAACAGGCUGCCUGAGGUUGGGUCGACAUGAUCGCGCUCCGUGCCGCUGCAACUAACCCCCCCUCCCUCCCUCGAACGUGGAUAGCCGCCUGCCGUCUCAGCGCUGGGAACCACUCUGUUGAUUCAACAGCGAGAGUGUGUGUUAUUAUCUCUUCUCCGAGGACCAGAUCUGUGUUUUUUCAAUCGGGGAUCAGGAGGGAAUCUUUUCGUUCUAGCUUUUAAUUUUUCUCUCUCCGCUGAAAGCGCCCUGUCACUCAAUUGGAAUUGCCCGAGUGGAUUACUUCUUCUGUGGAGCUGUCAGCUCCAAACCCAGUCGCUCACCAUCUGGAGAGGAGAGGACGAGGACCAAGUUUCUGAGACGACUGCUGGAGGAGACCCAUGAGCGCUUGUCCGCAGCCCAUCUCCUCCCCCAAGAGCGCUUCAGCACAGCAACAGAUGACACCCCCCCGGAUGGCCCCCCACCCCCGCUCUUAGGAAACGCCAGAACAGUGAGAAGAGGUAAGCAGCAGAGGGAGUCAGGGGUCUACGCUGCGGAGGACACCACUCGGUUCCGCGACCUGGAUGAGAUGUCCGGUAGCACGCUGAGCCCGGACCUGGACACCAAGGUCAUCAACAAGGAGAUGGCCAUUAUUAGCAACGCGCUGGCUGCUUGCUCGUUCAUAGCAGACCACCCGGAGCGAGCGGCGCUGUACUUUGUGUGUGGUAUUUGUCUGGGCCUGGUGGUCACUCUUCUGGCACUGGUGGUCCAGAUCUCCUGCCGCACGGACUGCAGGGCCCGGCGGGUCCCACGGAACCGCAAGCCGGGCAAGACUGCAGCGGUGGAGCCCGGCAACAGCAGCACCAGCGAAUCGGAGUCGGACUGGGACACCACGUCGGACCUGUCGGCACGGCGGCACCGGCGCUUCGAACGGACGCUCAACACCAACGUGUUCACGUCGGCCGAGGAGCUGGAGCGCGCCCAGCGGCUGGAGGAGCGCGAGCGCAUCAUCCGCGAGAUCUGGAUGAACGGCCAGCCCGACAUCCCCGGCACGCGCAGCCUCAACCGCUACUACUGAGCCCAGCCAACAGGGGGCACUGCUGCUGGUACUGCUGCCCACUCUCACCCACACGGACAGAGAACUGCAGGGUGUCU
Molecule: messenger RNA, 1489 nt
Organism: Alosa alosa (allis shad)
Lineage: Eukaryota; Metazoa; Chordata; Actinopteri; Clupeiformes; Clupeidae
Gene: eva1ab
Product: eva-1 homolog A (C. elegans)
Exons: 4
Coding region: 924-1412 (162 amino acids)
Source: RefSeq, a predicted model, not a curated record